Molecule: messenger RNA, 2210 nt
Organism: Malaya genurostris
Lineage: Eukaryota; Metazoa; Arthropoda; Insecta; Diptera; Culicidae
Gene: wrapper
Product: hemicentin-1
Exons: 7
Coding region: 640-2175 (511 amino acids)
Biological process (GO): homophilic cell-cell adhesion; synapse organization
Cellular component (GO): axon; neuronal cell body; plasma membrane
Molecular function (GO): protein binding; axon guidance receptor activity
Source: RefSeq, a predicted model, not a curated record
CGGUCAGUAUCCAUUUGACGACCACGCUGUCAACACACGCUUUGCUGGAUUCUCUUUUGCAGUACGAAAGUGUAGAACAAACCAUUCGGCAGGAUCGUUGGAUCGUUCUGAACGUGUCAAUGGAAACCUAGAACCGUGUGAUUUAUGCCUUCGAACCAACCAACCAAACCAACCGAAGGGCAUUGAGAAGCGGGUGCUUUCAUUGAAAUAUUUGAUGUAUUUUUUUUCUGGUGACCUAUACCCGAACGUGUCUUUUUACCAAACUGAAGCAUAACGCACAAAAGAAUAGUGCGACCAAGGGAGAACUGAUCCAAUUUGAAAAGCCACACAGGAAUUAAGUGGUUGCGUGAUUUUGGUAUAGUGAACCCGUAUGUUUCGGAAGCACAUGAAGUGAGAGUUUUACCAGGAACGACGUGUUAAAUUGGGAUAAUUGUGUGUGAAAUUGUUAUGAUUAUCGAUGAAGAUCUACGAUCCAAUUGCUAAGAGAAAUGAAAAGUGUCAUGCUGAAGGCAAAAGUCGAGCAAAUCAAAUUUGAACUAGUGUAGAAUAAUCAAACAGAUAAUUGCAAUUGAAGUUUCUGUUAGAGUGAUUUACAAGUUAACCGGAUAUAUGCUCACAUAAUCAUUCGAAGCGAACAUCAUGAUUGGCAGCACGAUGAUCUCAACUCACAACAGAGGUACUAAAACGAGUGAAUUUCUCACUUGUUGUUUGUUGGUACCUACAAUCUCGUUAAUGCUUCAAUCUACUUCGGCACAUGGUCACCAGCAGUUCAGAAGUGUGCCGACAACGGUUAAAACAUAUGAAAAUGAAUCAGUUCUGCUACCAUGCUACCAUAAUUCUCCUUACAGAUACGUACGGUGGUCCCGCGAUGAUCUGCUGCUGGCCGACUCGAGGUAUCCGGACUUGACGCCACCGCCGAGAGUACAGUUGUGGAAGAACGGCAGCCUGGAGGUCAGUCAGGUACAAAUGGACGAUACCGGAGACUACACGUGUGAAAUAACGACGGAAGGCGGGAAGGCUAUCCAACAGCAUGCCAUCGAGGUUCAGUAUCCUCCAACGAUAACGAUGUACCCAUCGGACAGAAUAGAAGUGAAAAUUGGUCAAAUUUUGGAAAUCAUCUGCGACACGACUGGUAUACCGCAACCGUACAUCACAUGGAACUUCAAGAAUGACAACGCAAGUGCGGCCUUUGAAAAUAGUCGUAAAAUAAGCAUCCUAAUAGAAGACAAAGAUUUUGCUGGUCCCAUCGAAUGUCUCGCCACGAAUGGGGUUGGUGAACCUGCCAGUGCUGUUCUGGAUGUUUUUGUCGACUUUAUUCCAGAAAUCAUCGUGAAAACAACGCCUGUUCACACGAAAAAUGGUCAAAAUGCACAGCUGGAAUGCAUCGUCACAUCCGCUCCGACCGCGUCAGUGCACUGGUUCCACAAUGGUUUGCCGCUAGCAUCGGAGCGUCGCUUCUCGAAACAUGAUAACAUAAUUGCGGCACCUCAAUAUCAUACCGUUUACCGUCAUGUGCUGUCCAUUCGCAACAUUAGAGACCCCGACCUUGGUCAGUACGAAUGUAAAGCGGAGAAUAAAAUUGGUAUAAAUGGAGCAGGGAUAGAACUGACGGGGCGACCAAUGCCUGCAUCCUUCAAACCAUCCGCUGAGAUGUCUUCACCUACAACGCACAAUUUGAUCUGGCAAGUGGAAAGCUUUUCGACGAUCAUCGAGUACAAGCUGAAGUUUCGAAUGAUUCCCUCAGGGAAUAUCACACCCAGUAGGCGAUAUCCAAAUCUACCCUGGAGUGAAUUGAUCAUACCUUCCGAUGGUUCCGCUGGUCCGCUGCACAGCACCGGCUACAUACUGCAGGGACUGCAAGCUACUAGUGUUUAUGAGGUUACUGUUUCGGCCAGAAACAGGUACGGCUGGAGUGAUGCCAGUAACAUUUUGAGGUUCGCAACCGGCGGAGAAGUUGAAUUGGAGGAUCUGGGAUCCCACACGACAGAGACAAUCGAAUAUUCAGAUGAAAGUGAAGAUCCUAAUAUUACGGAUAAUGUGAUUACCAGAGACUUUUAUGAUUAUCAUAGUUUUCAAACCAGUGAAUCGAGGAUGACGGGAGCUUGCACGGGAUUGCGAAGUGAAAUACUGAUUGUUCUAGUAGCGCUAAUCAUAGUGUAUGCGAUUAAAAAAUAAAUAGUACAUAUAUUUAAACUUUUUUGAUCAAUCAA